Messenger RNA from Dendroctonus ponderosae (mountain pine beetle), 527 nucleotides. RefSeq names its product protein phosphatase 1 regulatory subunit 16A-like. The record is from RefSeq and is a predicted model, not a curated record. Bases 78 to 527 code for a protein of 149 amino acids. Gene Ontology annotation, molecular function: protein binding. Gene Ontology annotation, cellular component: nucleus. NCBI's taxonomy places the organism in Eukaryota, Metazoa, Arthropoda, Insecta, Coleoptera, Curculionidae. The transcript is spliced from 3 exons. Gene Ontology annotation, biological process: regulation of gene expression.
ACUAUGCAUUGGUGCGUAAAAUUCGACUGCAGGCACUACCACCAGAGGGCGGCGUGACAAGAGUGGUGGGGCCCGGCAUGUGCGACGCUUCGGCGUCGCACGGAGCCGAGCGACGCCGCCGACGUCGACGUCUGUCUCACGGCGUCACUUCGCUGAUGUACGCGGCACAACAGGGCGACGCCGAUCACGUGCGCCACCUCGUCCGUACGCAGCCUCGCCGUCUGCUGGACCAGGACCGUACCGGCAAAACGGCGCUGCACUAUUGCUGCACCAGCGACAGCAACAGGGCAGCGCAAGCAGCUGACCUGCUGACCAUGGCAGCGCCAGACCUGAUGGAAUCCAGAGACGAAGACGGAUUCACGCCGCUUCAUUUGGCUGUGAUUGCUGGCAACACUCAGCUGGUCAGCUUCCUGCUAGCUAAUGGCGCUGAUGUCGCUGCUGUUGACAAUGAGAAACACACCGUAGUCCAUUGGGCAACAGUUGAUCUAUGGGUUUGUGCGCUGAUCUUCCGCUGUGCGUUACGCUAG